Populus nigra (black poplar) is the source of this 1878-nucleotide messenger RNA. Its product is annotated as squamosa promoter-binding-like protein 7. The transcript is spliced from 3 exons. Gene Ontology annotation, cellular component: nucleus. Gene Ontology annotation, molecular function: DNA binding. The coding region runs from base 333 to 1151 and encodes 272 amino acids. The record is from RefSeq and is a predicted model, not a curated record. Lineage: Eukaryota; Viridiplantae; Streptophyta; Magnoliopsida; Malpighiales; Salicaceae.
ACAUGCCACAUCCCUCUCUCUCUCUCUCUGUCUUUUACUUUCUGUGAUAUCACAGCUUUUUAAUUCAAAGCUGAUGAUCUCUCUUAUCACUCAUCGAGGACAACAGGCACCUUCAUCCAACCAAAGUUCUGUCUCUCUCAAAACUUUCUUCUUUCAUAAUAGAAGCAAACCUCAACCAAAUCUCUCUCUGCCCAUUGCAUUCUUCCCUGCAUCUUUCCUAUACUCAAAAACAGCGAAGUCCCUUACAUACAACUGUACUGUCCCGGACACAGAGAGAGAAGGAGGACUAGAAACAAGAAGCAGUACAAAUUAAUUUUGCUAAAGAACGGAAGAUGGAAAAUGGCGGGAACAAAGGUCAAGAGAAUGAUCAUGCAAAUCUUCCUUGGGAUAUAUGGGAGCUUAAUACUUCAAGAUUUGACUUGGUAAAUAGUAGUAAUAACACUGCUGCUGCUGCUGCUGCUACCGACACAUUCUUCACCACCACCGCCACUAGUGUGGUGGAGAGCGGCAGCUCCUGCACCCACCCAGAAGGCACUUCUGCACAUGGGUUCUUGUUUCCUUACCAGAACAAUUGGCUUUACCACCACAGCAACAAUAACAGUUAUCAGCAACUCUCUCUUUAUGCCGGGGAUGGGUCCAACUUGCCCCCAGACCCGCACCUAAUGUGCUUGAAGCUAGGCAAGCGACACUACUUUGAAAACAGUACUAGUAAUAACAAUCACAACAACCACCCAAUGAGUGACCGACACGAGGUUGGUGGGUUCUCUAUAGGCAAAAGAGGCAAACCCUACUACAGCGUCGGUGGUGGUGGUGGUGCUCACGACGGACCCUCCUCUUCCACGUCAGUGAAUGUGCCGAGGUGUCAGGUGGAGGGGUGCCAUGUGGCGUUGUUGAAUGCUAAAGAUUAUCACAGGAGGCAUAAAGUUUGUGAGAUGCACUCCAAGGCUCCUAAAGUAAUUGUUCUAGGUUUGGAGCAGCGGUUCUGUCAGCAGUGUAGCAGGUUUCAUGUAGUGUCAGAGUUUGAUGAUGCAAAGAGGAGUUGUAGGAGGAGAUUGGCAGGGCACAAUGAAAGAAGAAGAAAGAGCUCUCAGGAUCCUGUUUCAAGGAAUUCCUCUCAAGAUUUUUCAGGAAUAAGCCCUUUUGUUGUUUGAUCGGGAAAACGGAAGGGCCCUAUUUUCUACCUUCUAAUUUUCAAAACUUUGUUUUAAUUUUUAUAUGAUUUUUUUAGAUUGUUUUGAUGGGUUAUAUUAAAAAUAAUUUUUUUUUAAAAGAAUAUUUUAAUAAUUUUUCAAAAAAAAACACUUUAAAUAAACAUUAUUUUUUUCCCCAAAAUAAUUGCAAUCACGAAGCAGAAAUUCGAAAUAACGAAGUAUUAAUUAGCUGGAUCAGAUUUUGAAUUGAAGGGUCUGCAACACUGCUUCUGUAAGGGCUUGCUGGUAAUAAGAAAACGUGCUCCUGUCUGAAAUUUUAUUAGGUGCUUGUGUACUUAAGACUGCUUCUGUGGAUGCCCAUCAGAAGAAAAAGAUGAGCAAGUAAAAUAAAUUUUAUGAACUGAAGGAGGACUUGGUAACUAAACUACCAGUUGAAUCGGACGCCUUUAGUUAUGACUAGGCUGGCUGGAUAGUCUCCCGGUAGGGUAUCGAUGCAUUUAUUACUACUUGUAGAUAGGUUUAGUUGACAUGAUAUCAGUUAACCUUGGUUAAAUUCUGUUCAUGCUAGGAAGGGAAGAGUUUUAGAGGAGAAAAUUAUCCUCACUGGGUAGCUCAACGAGGCAUUUAUUUAAGGAGAAAAGCAAUCAUUACUAUUGUAACUACAUAAUCUAGGGUUUGCUAGAACUUUCAUUAAUAUUAAUGUUGCAUCAUGAAGAUUUAUUUUUUA